AUAAGCAUGAUAAUAAAUGAUAAGUCGAUAGUCGACGUUUAGAUCCCAGUUCCUCAGUCAAAUAUUGACCAGCACUUGAAUCACAACGUCUUGAACGGUGUAACGGAAAUUUUUUAGCCAACACAAUGAUCAGCCGCAUUUCAUCGCGUAAAUUGCCAGAAGCCCAGAAAGUGAAUGCCUUCUUGGCUCAAUAUGCCCGUUUCUUCACUGCCGAUUCAAGUUUGCGUGAUGUUUUAGCUACUAAAAUUCCACAGGAACAGGAACGUGUCAAGAACUUCAGGAAACAACAUGGUGCCACAAAAAUGGGUGAAACCACCAUUGACAUGAUGUAUGGUGGUAUGCGUGGUAUUAAAGCCUUGGUUACAGAAACUUCUGUUUUGGAUGCCGACGAAGGUAUCCGUUUCCGUGGACUUUCCAUUCCCGAAUGCCAAAAAGUAUUGCCUGCUGCCGAAGGUGGUGCUGAGCCAUUGCCCGAAGGCCUUUUCUGGCUUUUGAUGACCGGUGAUGUUCCCUCAAAGGGUCAGGUUAAACAAUUGUCCCGCGAAUGGGCCGAUCGUGCUGCCUUGCCUCAACACGUUGUCACCAUGUUGAACAACUUCCCUACCACUUUGCAUCCCAUGUCUCAAUUCUCGGCUGCCAUUACUGCCUUGAACCACGACAGCAAAUUUGCCAAGGCUUACUCAGAGGGUGUGCACAAAUCCAAGUAUUGGGAAUACGUCUAUGAAGACAGCAUGGACUUGAUUGCUAAACUACCAGUUGUCGCUGCCACCAUCUAUUGCAAUACCUAUCGCAAUGGCAAAGGUUCAAAAUCCAUUGACUCCAACUUGGAUUGGUCUGCCAACUUUGUGAAAAUGUUGGGCUACGACAAUCCAGAAUUCACCGAAUUGAUGCGCUUGUACUUGACCAUUCACAGUGAUCACGAGGGUGGCAAUGUGUCUGCCCACACUGUGCACUUGGUUGGUUCCGCCUUGAGCGAUCCCUACCUCUCAUUCGCUGCCGGUAUGAACGGUUUGGCUGGUCCUUUGCAUGGUUUGGCCAACCAAGAAGUCUUGGUUUGGUUGCGCAAAUUGCAAAAGGAAGCCGGCAACAACCCCUCGGAGGAACAACUCAAGGACUACAUCUGGAAGACCCUUAAGUCUGGUCAAGUCGUUCCUGGCUAUGGUCACGCUGUGCUCCGCAAGACAGAUCCCCGCUACACCUGCCAACGUGAGUUCGCCCUCAAGCAUCUGCCCAACGAUGAACUCUUCCAGUUGGUAUCCAAGAUCUACAAGGUCGUCCCACCAAUCCUCACCGAAACCGGCAAGGUCAAGAACCCCUGGCCCAAUGUAGAUGCUCACUCCGGUGUGUUGUUGCAAUACUACGGCAUGAAGGAAAUGAACUACUACACCGUUUUGUUCGGCGUUUCCCGCGCUCUCGGCGUGUUGGCAUCCCUCGUCUGGGAUCGUGCUUUGGGCUUGCCCAUUGAACGCCCCAAGUCCCUAUCCACAGACCUGCUCAUGAAAAUGGUUAAGAAGUAAAUUAUAACAGAUACCGUACAGUAAUAAAACCAAAAACUAUUUCUAAACAACAACAAAUGUAUCAAAUCUACAACAACAACAAAACAACCACAAAAGCAUAACGUUUUUAAAUGAUUUAGAAAAAAUGAUAAUAAGAAGUAAAUAAUUAAGAAUCAUUUCGAUUGUAAUGAUAAAAAUUAUGAGAGGAUUAAAACUAGCAAAAGUAACCAAUACAACAACAAAUCAUCAUAUUUACCUAACGAACUAAAGCUUAAUUAAUUUUAAUUUAAUUUAAAUACAACAAAAUACAAAAUAAAACCAUUUAAACAAACCAAAAAUAGCAACAACACCUGCAGAAUCCUCAUUUUUUUAUAAAAACAAGGACACAAUUAAGAUGAAAACAAUAAAAUAUAUUGCGAACAUAUGAAAUAUUUAAAAGCCAAAUUUUAAUGGCCCAGAAGACGAUGAAAGAAAGGUGUGUGUAUCUUUUUGAAACAUGGUUCCAUUGUCUCUUUCCCAUGUUUUCGAAGCCUUCAUUCAUGCACACACAUUAAAACAAACUAUUGAUUGGAUAUGUAAUUUUGGAUGUUACAACGGAGAGCCAGGGAGGACUAGACGACAUUCUAAACAAGUUGUAUUUACAUAUACCAUUCUAUAUAUUCGCAUUUUUAAGACCAAACGAAUGGAGAUGAAUCGAAGUUCAACUGCAUACCUAAGUCUAGAUAUUAAAGUAAUCAUGAAAUUAACAAAUGAAUGUGUAGAACAAUAAUAACUUAUGAAAGUUACGUUAUUUUGAAUCAAAACAAAAACAGUUUGUAGUGUUCAUCCAUACAUAACAAUGGAAAUAUUUAAUAAAUGACUAAAGUAAGAGUUAUAAAAAACCGAGUUCUGGAAACAAUAAAGUGCAAGCAGCUUCAUUAUCUACACAUGUCGAAAACA
Stomoxys calcitrans (stable fly) is the source of this 2435-nucleotide messenger RNA. RefSeq names its product probable citrate synthase, mitochondrial (gene kdn). Gene Ontology annotation, biological process: carbohydrate metabolic process; tricarboxylic acid cycle; citrate metabolic process. The transcript has 5 exons. Lineage: Eukaryota; Metazoa; Arthropoda; Insecta; Diptera; Muscidae. The record is from RefSeq and is a predicted model, not a curated record. Gene Ontology annotation, cellular component: mitochondrial matrix. Bases 126 to 1517 code for a protein of 463 amino acids.